Molecule: messenger RNA, 2487 nt
Organism: Zychaea mexicana
Lineage: Eukaryota; Fungi; Mucoromycota; Mucoromycetes; Mucorales; Lichtheimiaceae
Product: peptidase S8/S53 domain-containing protein
Exons: 7
Coding region: 1-2487 (828 amino acids)
Biological process (GO): proteolysis
Cellular component (GO): membrane; cell wall; cytosol
Molecular function (GO): tripeptidyl-peptidase activity; serine-type endopeptidase activity
Source: RefSeq, a predicted model, not a curated record
AUGGGUCGACUGUUCAAUCACGCUUUAUUGAAAGGUGUCACCAUUUCCAUUGGCUCCAAGAACAACUCAAAGAAAAACGACGGCAAUGGCCAUACUGAUGAUGUAAAUAAUGUCGUGAGCUCCAUGUCCACCGACCAAGACAGCUUGUUCAACGAGAUCUUCAAGGCGGUGGCAGAAUCCGGGCUUGUAACCAAGGUUUACCCCGUGCGCGAUAUUAAACGUCCCAACCCCGAGGUUACUGUCGCAUCCAACGGCAUUGACAUUGGCAAGCUGAUCCCACACGCCCAGACCCAAGUAGACCGUGUGCAUAAGGAACUCAAGAAUACCGGCGAAGGAAUCAUUGUCGGUAUCCUUGACUCUGGUAUUGAUUACAUGCAUCCUGCCUUGGGUGGUGGCUUUGGUGAGGGAUACAAGGUCCGUUAUGGUAAAGAUAUGGUCGGCGACAACUAUGGUUUGACUUCAUCUGUACCUGAACCAGACGAUGAUCCAAUGGAUAGCUGCGAUGCGAACACUGGCAGCGUUGGACAUGGUACGCACGUUUCAGGUAUUGUUGCCGGUAAAAGCGACGUAAGUAACUUUACGGGCGUUGCCCCUGACGCAACCCUUGGCAUGUGGCGUGUUUUCAGCUGUGUUGGUGCUUCUGCCGAUGAUGUCAUAAUGGAUGCUAUGCUCGAUGCCUAUGACACUGGUGUGGAUAUCAUCAGUAUGAGCUUGGGCAGUAUGAAUGGCUGGCCUGGGAGCCCCAUGGCAGUCGUCGCUGAGCGUAUCACUGACAAGGGCGUUCCAGUUAUCGUUGCUGCAGGAAACGAUGGACAAUAUGGCGCAUUCACUAUCAGCGUUCCCAGUGUUGGUCAUGGUGCCUUCUCUGUUGCAUCGUUCGAUAACAAUUAUAAUCUCGUCAAAACUUUUGAAAUCAGCGGCUCAUCGAAAGUCUACGAAUAUGCGGAUAGCAGUCCUAGCGUUGGUCAAAUUGCCAAUGGCGAAGUUGUUGCAGGCGACAGCAAAGUCGGUAGCAGCUCUGACGCAUGUGAACCGGCCAAUAUUCCGAAUGAUAUCAAGGGAAAGUUGGCAUUGGUCCAACGCGGUACUUGUACUUUUACUGUCAAGGCUAAUAAUUUGCACCGGGCAGGUGCUACAGGUGUGGUGGUCUACGACAAUACUGAUGAUGAAAGCAGUUUUGCCCCAUCGACUCCCGGUGUUGUGAUCCCCGUUAUUGGCGUUACCCAAAAAAUUGGUGCCGAGCUUCUUGUUUCCAUCAAGAAGGGCAAGACUAGCUUGGCUUUUGCAAAGGAACCAUCCGUCCGCCCAGCAUCUACUGGCAACAGUGUUUCCUCGUUCUCUAGCAUUGGCGCUUCGUAUGAAAUCGAUGUAGCCCCCAACAUUGCUGGUAUUGGUGGCAACGUCUACUCGACGCUUCCUCACCAACUUGGUAGUUGGGGUAUGAUGAGUGGUACUUCCAUGGCAACUCCAUAUGUAUCUGGCUCUGUUGCCCUGUACUUGAAAUCUUUGAAAAACAACGAAGAAAAGACCACCCCUGCCUAUAUCCUUGAGCAUUUCCAAAACUACGCUUUCAGUGCCGCAUUGAAGAAUGGUGAAGCUGAUAUCGACUCGCCGUUUAAACAAGGCGCAGGUCUUGUUCAAGUUUAUGAUGCAAUCAAGCAACAGGUCCACGUCACUCCUGGGGCCAUCAGCUUCAACGACACUGCCAACAUGCAAAAGACACACACCUUCACCAUCAACAACGAUGGUGAUUCGAUUGUAUCUUAUCAACUCUUGAACAAUGUCAGUGUGUCCGUAAUCCCAUACAAAGAUACCAAAUCAUACGAAUUCGCCGCACCUGCAAACUACGGCAAGGACACUGCCAAAUUGCGUUUCUCCAAGAAGAACAUCAAGCUCUCGCCUGGCAAGAGCGCCGAAAUCACCGUCACCGUAAUGCCACCAGGGACCAACCCAGCAGACCAUAUCAUGUAUGGCGGUUUCAUCCAACUCAAGAGCCAACAAAAUCAAAAGGAUAUUACCAUUCCUUACAUUGGUAUUGUCGGCAACCAACGCGAACUGCCCGUUUACGGCUACGGUACACCCUUUUUGACCAACGGCACCACUGUGAACAAUUUGCCAGUCUUUGGUCCAAAUGACACACUUGUCUAUGAUCGCAAGGAUGGAAUAAGCCGACCCACCAUCGUUUUGUCGUUUGCCAACCCUACCCGCGAGCUUUCAGCACCUCUUUUCAAUGAAAAUGGCAGAAAGAUUGGAUAUGCAUUUACCGAUUUAACAUUCGCUGCCCGUUACAGCCCUGAUUAUGCUGCAAACUUUGUGACCUGGGAUGGCACUUAUUAUCCCACCAUCUUCAAUGUCAAGCUGCCCUUCUCAUUGCGUGUUCUUCCCGGCAAAUACCGAAUUGGAAUGAAUGCUCUUAAAUGGCUGGGCGACAAUAAUAACGACAGUGAUUGGGAAGAGUGGACCACUGGUGUCAUUGAGGUUAAAUAA